CCUCAAACACUUUGAUAGUAAAAGGGCCCAUCUAUUGUAUUGGCAAAUGGCAAUGGCAUCCCUCUCGCCUGCGCCGCCGUCGCGCUCCCAAGCCAGGCGGUGGAUGCCGCCGGCGCUGGAGGAUUUUUUCGAAGAGGAUGAUGUUGAGGUCGACUACGGCGAAGAAGACCAGGAGGAUGACCAAGGGUCCGAGGGGGAAGGAUCGGAGGAGCAGGAGGAAGGAGAGGACGGGGAAGGAUCAGACGGCGACGACGAAGAGGAAGAAGAGGGGGAGGGGGGAGACAGUGCUCGGGAGGGUAGCAUGAUGUCCGGCCGAGCUAGGAUUUCCGGGGUGGCGGGGGCUACCGGCGGCGCGGCAGAGAGGGUGAGCAUGCCCACCUGCCCCGUAUGUAUGGAGGCAUGGACCUCCGACGGCCCGCAUCGCAUCAGUUGUAUUCCCUGUGGGCAUGUCUACGGGAGAUCUUGCCUAGAGAGAUGGUUAACCCAGCGUGGGAAUCGAAGUUCGACGUGCCCUCAGUGUGGCAAAAGGUUUAAACAUAAGGACAUCAUCAACCUCUAUGCACCAGAGGUUGCCAUUCCAAAUAAUGAGCUUGAAAAGGUCAAUUUGAUUGUUUCACUUUUCUCUGGAAAUUUCAUUGAUCGUGAACUAAAGCUUGUUUCAACUCUGCAGGAAAUUUUGUAUUUAAGAGAGAAAACUGAUUCCCUUGAGAAAAUGAUUAUCCACCAUGGGAAAUUGCUUGAGGGUAUUACUAAGAAGCAGAUUGGUACGGAGCAGACAAUAAUAGAUGCUGGUAGAUCAAAGAGACGGAGAUUGGCAGAGCACUCGGAUGGAGCAGCACAUCUGGAGCCAUCUACCUCAGUCACAGUAAAUUUUAGCUUACAGAAUGAAUUAUUUUUGGAUGGAGCUCGAGUCAUCAGCAUAGAUGCAUCUAACCAAAUAAUACUUGCUUCUGGAAGGGCAACUGGUGUAGAUGUUGAACAUGUUCUUACUAAGAUUAGCAUGCUUUCCACCCAUGAAGCAUGUAAAAUUCAACUUCCUCCCGAUACUAAAGCUGUUAGGGAUAUGUGUAUCCUGCCUGGUGGCUCUGCUAUUUUUACGUCACUAGGCAGGAGGCUAUCACUUUUCAGCAUGACAACUAACAGUGUCGUUCUUCAAUGUGAUUUACCGGCCCCUGGUUGGUCGUGUUCAGCAGAUGUAUCUAGUUCACGUCAUGUUUAUGCUGGAUUGCAGAACGGCAUGCUUUUGGUCUUUGAUAUCCGUCAAACUGCAAGACCCUUGCAUUCUAUGGUGGGGCUAUCCGCACAUCCAGUUCAUACACUCCACUCCGUCAUUGAUAACAACGGUUCCAGGAAGGUUCUUUCUGCUUCUGCUGUAGGUCCCUGCAUGUGGGAUGCUGAUGAAAAUCAAAGCAGGCCACAUUCACUAACUGGGAUGGAAAUUCAACGUGUAUGCAUUUCUCUUGCAUGUGCCCCUCCGUCAAGCGAUCUUUUGGUGGCUUCCUUCCGGCCCAAAGUUGAUGCAUCCGAAUAUGCCACCACAUCUCAGGUGUAUCUAUCACAAACACCUACGCGCUCUGGCUCAGGAAAAUUAGGGCAUCAUACCCUUCUGAGGAGGACGGGUAACAUGUCCGUUGCUGAAGGCACGACAUGCUAUGCCAACGUAAGCGAAGUACGCAUGUCGAAAUCCGCAAUCAUACCUUAUGGAGACAAUCAACGUCUCUUCGCCUACGGAGACGAGUCGCUGCGUGGGGUCCGGACUUGGCAACUACCUUCGUUUGCGAUCCAUGCUGAUCUCUGCUCCCACCAGCAACCCAUCCUUGAUUUAAGGUAUGCUGAAAGUUCAGGUGGAGGGAGGUAUCUUGGGUGCUUAAGCGAGGAAAAGUUGCAGGUCUUCAGAAUUAGGUAGCAUGUCAGGGAGCAGUCGUAGUAGACUUAGCCUUUUGAUUUUACUUUUGGUAGCUCAGCUAGUCGUAGUAUAUUAGUUUGUACAGAAGAAACUAAACUGCAGUCUAGUCUUUUGCUGUGUACGGUGUUCGUGAAAGGAGGAAUAGUUUUGCACGUUGUAGUUCUGCACUUGUAUGCUCAGCUGUUUUCACUUUUCAGCAGUGCAGUUAUCAUUAUUUCU
Molecule: messenger RNA, 2125 nt
Organism: Phragmites australis (common reed)
Lineage: Eukaryota; Viridiplantae; Streptophyta; Magnoliopsida; Poales; Poaceae
Exons: 12
Coding region: 47-1906 (619 amino acids)
Biological process (GO): interstrand cross-link repair; protein ubiquitination
Cellular component (GO): nucleus
Molecular function (GO): protein binding; ubiquitin protein ligase activity
Source: RefSeq, a predicted model, not a curated record